Symbiodinium necroappetens is the source of this 1644-nucleotide messenger RNA. Lineage: Eukaryota; Dinophyceae; Suessiales; Symbiodiniaceae. The record is from the annotation of a GenBank genome assembly.
AUGCACAAUGCAGAGGGCACUCCGGGAUCCAUCGACUUGGGCUACAAGUAUGAUGAACUGAUGAAUGCCUUGCGGUGCUCUUCAAAGAACAGCUGCCUCGAGAAGGGGCUGGCUGAUCUGGAGUCCGAGGACGUGAAGCGAAUCCUCGAAAAUCGCACAAGUGGCGAGAUGCAGCGAUUUGCAGAGCUCCAGUGCUCCUUUGCAGGAAACCGCGUGGACACGGAGGACGUAGAGAAGGGGAAGCUGCCAGUGUUCUCCGACAAGAUCUGGGUGGCUGCGCUGAAGGCGCACGGUGCCACGAUGCAGCUGCGACCAUCUGAAACCGCGCCUUGCCCCAGUGUGCUGCCUUUCGUGGUGGCUUUCUGCGCUUCCAGCCUGCGCUGCCUUGAAGAAUCGGAUGAUGCGGGCAAAGGAUAUUUUGCUUUGCCGGAGUUUGAGAAUGCAAGGUCGCGGGUGGAGGUGGAGCUUGCUCCACUUCAAAACAUCACUCCGACUUCUGUCGAUCAGAUGAGCUUAGAAGAAUACGACACCAGCUUCGAGAAGCUGCCUGAAAGACAACGGUUGGAGAGGUUCUGGACAGACAUGGUGAACUCUCAAUACUCUGGACUGGAGCCUAAAGAUGAUGCCUUUCAGUGGAAGCUGCAGUGGAAAACUGCAAAUUUCACCAGCAAGGUGGGCCUUCUCAAGUCUUGGCCUCAGAUUGCCGAGAGCCUCAGUGGAGACGGAGACCCCGGGGACAAGGAGGUGGACUGGUUUGCCACGAGACACUACUGGGAGAUGGUGGCCUUCACUGCCUUCGCGAGGCAAGGUGUCAGACAGGCACUGCCGCAAGCAUCUUCCGCAGCGGAACAGGAGCGGACGCUGGCCCAGGUCACCCGAAACCUACGAAGCAUCUGGGACACCAAGCUGUGCUCACCAGGUGCACUGGGAGGCUUGAAAGAGGAACACUUGAAACGCUUAGGCGUCACGGAUGAGGUCUCUCUCAUCUUCGCGUUAGCGGACAAGGAGGCUCUGGGGCAAGCGAUGUGGAGAAAGUGGAUGGUGUUACACAUCAAGCCGAGCGACCUCGACAGCGUUCACAGGCCGAACCUGGACAAGUUUUCGUCACUACUGGAAGACCAUACCUGCGACUGCAUGUGCUACGACCAGUGCGGCAAGCUGGAGGCAUCCGCCUACGUGACUUGCAAUCCCAUUUCUCCGGGGGCCCCAGAGGAGGAGAUCCAGACAGAAGCCCUGAAACUCUUUGCUCGCGAAGUCGUAGUCGACAAGGUGCACAAAUCCGGGGCGGUCUACAAAGAUGCAGAGUUGUCCGUCCAACGCCUACCAGGACUGGGAGGUUGCAGAUCCCAGCUCGUCCUCCGAUCACUCUAUGGGGCCUAUAAAAAUAUCGCUGGUCACAUCUCGAAGUGCGAAGUGCCGCAUUUCUUCAAUCAGAGCAAGAUCGCAGGUGACGACCUCAAAAUCAUUCUUUGGAGUGACGAGGACGCGGCGGAACCGUUAAAUUUCCAAGCUUACGAGAAAGUCAAGCUUGUAAAUCCUUUUUAUUAUUUGGAUUCGGAUUCCGACAUUGAUUCGGAUUUCGACGCUGAUUCCGAUUCGAGCAACUCACUGUAUAUAUCGCCAAAUCCACCUGACGAGCACUAA